This is a messenger RNA of Clunio marinus, 1305 nucleotides long. Lineage: Eukaryota; Metazoa; Arthropoda; Insecta; Diptera; Chironomidae. The record is from the annotation of a GenBank genome assembly.
AUGAAUUACAAUAAGUUUAGAUUGUUUUCAUUCACAACAACACUGAUGUUGGGAGUUCUUUUGAUACAGAAUGUAAAUGCCGAAGAAAGCACUCGAACCAGGAUACAGAAACAUAGAGAAUGGCUACAGAAACGAAGAGCUGAGAAAUUAUCAGCUGGUUAUGUCGAAUCAAGCGAUCCAUAUCAGAAAAUCAAAUAUUUCAAGAAACUGAUAAAGUUCAGGAAUCAAAAUGACAGAAGUGUCAAUGAGAUUUCUUUCAUACCUCGUUUAAUUGACGAGAAAGAUGUGAGUGAUCGAUCAAAUGGACAAGUGAUGUCAAACAAUGAUGUUAAAAUGACAACAGUUAUAGUUGAAGGCGGAAAUAAAUUUGCUUAUGAUACAAUUAACAACAAUGAAGACAUGGAUUUCGCAGGCAAUAAUGCUUCCAAUUCGGGAGUUUUGGAAGCCAAUAACAAAACAAACAUAACAAAGACAUCUAAUGAAGUCGUCGAGCAAUCAACGCCAGAUUCGACGAGUACAAAUGUCGUUAAAACGAACAAUAAACAACAAGCGAACGAGUUUGAUACUUCAAACAAUACGACGACUGGAAAUCAGAUGGAGGUCUCAUCAAAAGAACAUAUUGGCAAGAGCACUGUUGAUGUUGACAUGAAAGGCAAUACACAAAGCAAUCGAAAAACUUUCGUAACGUCGAUAAAUUCUAGGAACAACGGCGAGAUAAGUGCUAUUGCGAACAACAAUUCAAGCGAGAAAAGUUCAAAUGAUUUUGAAAUACAAAGAUUCAUAUCAGAGCACAUCAAAUACAAAUCGAAUAAUAUAACGAUCAAGAAAUCAUGGGGAAAGUGGAGCUCGUGGAGUAGCUGCAGUCGUUCAUGCGGUGAUGGAGUCAUGUCACAAUCAAGAGAAUGCAUGGAGAAGAUCAACGAAGAAUUGUCGCAUAAAUCUCACUUCUUUGGCUUUUUCUUUCUCACAUUUCGUCUGUUUUCUGCAUGCGUCAAUCAGAAAUGUCCACAUCCAGAUGGGGAUUUUCGAGCGCAGCAAUGUAGUGAGUUUGAUAAUCAGUCAUUCCGAGGGCAAACGUAUAAGUGGGAACCGUAUAUCAAAGACGAUGCUGAAUGUGAGUUGAACUGUCGUCCUGUGAACCAAAAGUAUUUUGCAAGGUUGAGAGAAUACGCAAUCGAUGGAACUAACUGCUCCAAAGUUCAUAAUCCACCGAAAAGUAAUGUUGCUUAUGAACGAAGCGUUUGUGUAGAAGGAAAAUGCAAGCUGAAAAGAUUUGAAAGAUUGUUGAGUGAUGUUAGAGUUUGA